AUGUAUAAAGUACCAAUCAACAUUUAUAGUAGUAUAAUGUACAACAACAAAGUGCUUAUUGGUAAUUGGUUCGAAGAACAAAAUGUCACUUUUGCAUUACAAAAAGAUGGCAAUAAGAAGUCGGCUUAUCAAAAAGAUUACCGAAAACAUGCUUUACCGGUCAGAGAUAAUAAGAGUAUAUGGAAAAUAAGAGAAAAAGCACAAGGAUUGCCGAGACAAUUAUUUCAAGACCAUGGGAUCCACAAUGCUUAUGAUGAAAACAUGUGUACCUUGUAUGAUUUGAACUGCAUGUAUGCUUACAAUCGGCCACUAGCCAGACGUUACAAAUCGCAUACUGGAACUUGGGAACCCGAACAAAGUUUCAUAUCAAAUCAUGGUCCUGGACGAAAUGAAUUGGUGAAAAAAAAACGGCAGUCUUGGGUCGACGAUAAUCAAGAAAAUGUACAGAAAACUGAAUAUCAAUGUAGAUAUGCAUUGAAUUAA
Messenger RNA from Sipha flava (yellow sugarcane aphid), 483 nucleotides. RefSeq lists its product as uncharacterized. Bases 1 to 483 code for a protein of 160 amino acids. The transcript is spliced from 3 exons. Lineage: Eukaryota; Metazoa; Arthropoda; Insecta; Hemiptera; Aphididae. The record is from RefSeq and is a predicted model, not a curated record.